Messenger RNA from Acanthochromis polyacanthus (spiny chromis), 5228 nucleotides. It is a transcript of the gene kdm4ab, whose product is annotated as lysine (K)-specific demethylase 4A, genome duplicate b. The transcript has 23 exons. Gene Ontology annotation, cellular component: nucleus. Bases 197 to 3763 code for a protein of 1188 amino acids. Gene Ontology annotation, biological process: chromatin remodeling. The record is from RefSeq and is a predicted model, not a curated record. Lineage: Eukaryota; Metazoa; Chordata; Actinopteri; Pomacentridae. Gene Ontology annotation, molecular function: histone H3K9 demethylase activity; histone H3K36 demethylase activity.
ACAAAAUCCGAGCUGCGUGUGCAUGCGUAGAUCUGGUAAUGGAGGACAGUGAUCUACUCACAGGGGGUUAGUUAGCAAGCUAUCUUUUCCCUGUUAUGUUCCCAGCCGCCGUUUCUAUUGAUUACUUGGUAUUUUCAACACAAGGGACAACCUCUGAAUCAACCGAGAGCAGCUCGAGCAACCAUUAAGUCUUGGGAUGGCGUCAGACGUGGUUUCCCAAAACCAUGGUACCAAAGGGAUCAUGACUUUUUACCCCACUGCUGCUGAAUUCAAGGAUUUCAGUCGCUACAUUGCGUACAUGGAGUCCCAGGGAGCACACAAAGCAGGCCUGGCCAAAAUUGUCCCACCAAAGGAGUGGAAGCCCAGAAGUUCUUAUGAUGACAUCGAUAAUUUGGUGAUACCUGCACCCAUUCAGCAGGUGGUGACAGGCCAGUCAGGUCUUUUCACGCAGUACAACAUUCAGAAGAAGUCCAUGGCUGUCAGAGAAUUUCGCAAGAUUGCCAACAGUGACAAGUUCUGUAGUCCACAUUAUGAUGACUUUGAGGAGCUGGAAAGGAAGUACUGGAAGAAUGUGACAUUUAACCCUCCCAUAUAUGGGGCAGAUGUCAAUGGAACCUUGUAUGACCCAGAUGUCAAAGAAUGGAAUAUUUGCCACCUGGAUACCAUCUUGGAUACUGUGGAACGGGACAGUGGCAUCACUAUUGAGGGUGUUAAUACACCUUAUCUGUAUUUUGGCAUGUGGAAGACCACCUUUGCAUGGCAUACGGAGGACAUGGACCUCUACAGUAUCAAUUACUUACACUUUGGAGAACCGAAAUCAUGGUACUGCGUUCCUCCAGAGCAUGGGAAAAGACUGGAGCGUCUGGCUAAAGGGUUCUUCCCUGGUAGUGCUCAAAAUUGUGAAGCCUUUUUGAGGCACAAGAUGACUCUCAUCUCUCCUUCGAUACUGAAGAAAUAUGGCAUUCCAUUUGAAAAGAUUACUCAGGAGGCUGGUGAGUUCAUGGUAACUUUCCCCUACGCCUACCAUGCUGGGUUCAACCACGGCUUCAACUGUGCAGAAUCCACCAACUUUGCCACAGAGAGAUGGAUCGAGUACGGCAAGCAGGCUGUUUUGUGCUCAUGCCGUAAAGACAUGGUGAAGAUUUCCAUGGAUGUAUUUGUGAAGAAAUUCCAGCCAGAUCGCUAUGAACAUUGGCUGGCAGGGCGAGACGUGGUACCCAUCGACCACUCAAGGCCCACUCCGGAAGCGAAGGAGUUCUUGGGCGAGUCCUUUAACGACAUCACCAGCGGCAGCCACAGUAGCUCCAUCGAUGGCUGUGGGGAGGAUGGAGAGCGGAAGAGCACUACACAAAGGAUAGAGACCAAGAGACACCGUGUGUGUCUGGAGUUACCCAAAGAGGUUGUUCCCAAAGAUGAAGAUGAAGAUGUUGUAGCGCAAUAUGGAAAGCGUCCUAGACUAAGUCUGAUACCUCCACGAACUAUUUUACAAGAUGGCAAGAGAAAUAAAGGUCCACCAAAGUUGGUCGUCACCCCAACCAAGCUCACACUAAUGGAUCCAUUUCACAGGGGCCUGACCCAAGGCAACAGUGACGGAGGCCGUCCUCCUCAUUAUACCAAGACUCGCGCACCUGCAAUCUCAUCUCAGUCUCAGCACAGAAACGGACAUCUAUCGAUUUCAGUGGCACCUAUGUGGACAGAAGCCGCAGCUCAACCUGCCCGCAAAAUGGGGGUGGCAAGCCUGCUCUUCCACAGGACUCUGAGUCCAAAGGACGCUCUACAAGUGCACAGCUACACUCUGGAAAAGCAGCGGCAGCCUCACACACAGCUCCAGGUGCACAGCUAUGCCAGAGAGCACCAACCCCGUCAUCUCCAGCACAAAGUCUGCACGCCAUCGCACACACAGGUUCAGUCUUCAUCUCAAGCCCCAAGCUGCGAGAGAACGGAGCCUCAGCUGGAAUCUAAAGUUGUUGUUACCAAAGUAGCACAGAAGGAAUCAGAAGCACAGAAGCCUGUGGUGCAGGAGCAAGAGGAGACCAAACCCAAAGUGCUGAGGCCCGUUGAAAGUCAAGCAGGAGUAGCGAAGACGGAAGUCAAACCAACUGUCACCUCUGCUCCCCCUCAUACCCAAACACAGUCUCAAGACUUCAGCAAUGAGAAGAUGGAAGCUCCCAAGAACAGCAAGCGAAAGAGUAACCAAUGCCCCCUUGCGGAUAAUGGCAUUAUCCUCCUGAAAGACACCAUUCCUAUCAGCAAACCAAUCCAAGAUGAGGUGAAGGUGAUUCCUCAGAAUCAUCACCAGGUGUCAGAAGAGCAGUCAUACUGCAAGUCACUGGUGUCAAAACAGCAGCAGCAGGAAGAGCUCUGUAAGCUGCCUCGCCAUCACCCUCUAAUCAGAGAGCUGCACAGUGAUGAUGAUAUGUAUGUUGAUGUGGAGGUGGAACAAGAGGAGAAAGAGGAGUGGGCAAAACCUCUAUCCCAGCUGUGGCAGUGUCGACCAUAUAACCCCGAGGCAGAGAGGAAAUACAACAAAAGCAUGGGCCAACAGGCUCCUUACUGCUCCAUCUGCCUGCUCUUCCACACUUACCAUCAGUCUGAGUCCACUAGCGUCAGUUCCACUCUGACGUUGGUGAAGCGUCCAGGGGGGCAGCAGUGGUCCAAACCUCUCAUCCCUGAAAUGUGUUUCAACACCCAAUCCAACAAGACGAGUGACAGCGGGGAAGGACAGCUAUCUAACCCUCAUGUAGCAGAAGACGGGACCAGCCGACUGGUCAGCUGUGCUCAGUGCUGUGUCCGUGUACAUACAAGCUGUUAUGGUGUGUCUGGGGAUGAAGAAGACCUGGAUGACUGGCUGUGUGCCCGCUGUGAGGCUGAUGCUGUCACUGAGGACUGCUGUCUGUGUUCCCUGAGAGGUGGAGCUCUGCAGAGAGCCAACAAUGAUAGGUGGGUUCAUGUGCUGUGUGCCAUCACUGUGCUGGAAGCUCGCUUUGUCAACAUCACCGAGCGGAGCCCCAUUGACCUCUCUGCCAUCCCACUGCCACGCUUCAGACUGAAGUGUGCAUACUGCAGGAAACGGAUGAAGAGGGAGGUGAAGGGCUGCUGUGUCCAGUGCUCCCAUGGCCGUUGCUCCACAGCGUUUCAUCCAACCUGCGCUCAGGCAGCUGGUGUCCUCAUGCACCCAGAUGACUGGCCGUUCAUAGUCUUCAUCACCUGCCACAGACACAGAACGCCAGUCAUACCUGAGCGCAACAAGGCUUCCAUGCGCGAGUUGGCGGUGGGCCAGAAGGUGAUCUGUAAAUACAGAAACGGCCGUUAUUACCACAGCGACGUGGUGGAGCUGACCACCGCUACGUUCUACGAGGUGGUGUUCGACGACGGAUCGUACAGCGACAACCUCUUCCCCGAGGACAUCGAGAACCGUGACUGUGUCCGCCUCGGUCCGCCCUCCGAAGGUGACGCCGUUCAAGUGCGAUGGACGGACGGUCUGAUUUAUGGAGCCAAAUUCAUAGCAUCGCACUCCAUCCCCAUGUACCUGGUGGAGUUUGAGGAUGGGUCCCAAAUCACAGUGAAACGAGAAGACAUCUACAGUCUAGAUGAGGAUCUGCCCAAACGAGUCAAGUCACGAAUGUCGGUGGCAUCAGACAUGCGCUUCGAGCUCUUCGCACAGAGCGACGUCAAACAGAACUCCAAAAGGCAGCGGGUCAUCAACUCUCGAUACAGGGAGGACUACAUCGAGCCCGUCAUCUACCGAGCCAUCAUGGAGUGAUUGCUUUUUCCUGCUUUCCACCCCAUCAACCCACCACAGAGAGCCAAAGGUUUUCAUUUCUUGGUCUGGCUUCUGUGUUUCUGGCUACUGCUGAUAGAAAUGACCACCCCUGCUCCUGUUCUUCCACGGCCCGUCGGGCUCCAUAUUUAUAAACUACGGCUGGGACUUUAAAUGACUUUUGUGUGCAUUGAAUAAGAUUCUUCGACCUCCAUUUCCCACUACACUCUGUAGAUUGUUUUUUUUUUUUUCCUCCAUUUCAUCAUUUCUUCUUUUUCUCAGGAAGAAGCCAUCAAUGAAUUAUUAAAUAUUGGAAAAGGUUGGACUGUCUUACUGGGGCAAGACGUUUUCUUUUUCUCUUCCACCACAUUUAGCAGCCGCAGAGUAACUAACUACACCAUGUGCGAUAGACCGUUUUUCUAGUGAUCUUUCUUACAGACUCAUGUUAUUUUCAUAACAGUUGAUUACAGUAACGUUUUGCUGUGAGGAAAAUGGGGAAGGAGGUUUUAAAGGAAGCAUUACUGAGUCGUGCAGUUUAACUCCACUCAGAGUCCGCUAGCUGUUGAUUUCAUGAAUUAUUCAAUUAAACGAGAGUUGUGUUCAGUUGCAACCCCAAAGAAUUAAAUGUCUCGAGGUCACUUUUUUAACAAAUCUUUUUAGAUUGUACUUUUCACCUCAUGUUUGGAUUGAGGAGUGUGUUUCUAGUUCAUCUGCACUGAGGUGUGUCAUCAUGCAUCUACUGUGAGGACACAGGAAGUCUGGACGUGUUUUAUAGGCCCAAGCCUUACAUUUCAAAGGGCCGAGCGUAGUUUGGUUUUUCUCAGUUUAUUAAACUAUUGUAAUUAAUAUUAUUACGCUUUAUUUAUGCAAGUUCGUGAAGUUUGAGAACAAAGCUAUUUUUGUCAUGCCCUUUUCCCAAUCCGUAGGAAACCUCAGAUGUAUUUAUAUUUAUUAUAUGGGUAGGUUUUCAGACAUGCCGUCUACAUGUUGAGGCUCGCUUUUUCCUUUGCAGGGAUUGGAAGUUGAGGAUGAUUCUGGCUCAAGUUCCUCAUCAAACAAAAGCACUUACUGUUCUGUCCUUUCACAGGAUAAUAGGCAUUUUCUAGAGUCAUUGCCUCCUCUGCGUUGAGAGUUUCUUUGUGUUUCUACUAAAAGCUAGCUUUAGAGAUCGUAGUGUCAGGUCAUAGUUUGAUUCAGAACUGCAGUUUAAGAGUUUAAUUUUCAGAUUUGAGGAGAUUUUCUUUCGUGUUCGGUCCGUUGUACCUGCUUUGAAGUAGUCUUGUGUAGAGAAUUACGAGAAGUCUCUGGGCUCUCAGUAGGACGAGGUGCACAGACCCUUUACCAUUGCCCUUUUCAUGGCUUCUGUUGUCUGUCUGGUUUCUUUGGGUCUGUCUCCAAGGCAGCAUUAAAUGUGUACACUCUUUGUAAACAUCAACUGUUUGAGUAAAGUUUGAGCUAAGAAAAAGAA